This is a messenger RNA of Phragmites australis (common reed), 905 nucleotides long. RefSeq names its product protein yippee-like. The record is from RefSeq and is a predicted model, not a curated record. NCBI's taxonomy places the organism in Eukaryota, Viridiplantae, Streptophyta, Magnoliopsida, Poales, Poaceae. Gene Ontology annotation, cellular component: ubiquitin ligase complex. The coding region runs from base 239 to 628 and encodes 129 amino acids. The transcript has 5 exons.
UUAUCGUUCUCCUCCCCUUCCCCCCACAAGACCCCAACCCCGCCGGCCCACGCCAUCCCUCCCCACAUAAACAACCCCUCCUCACAGUAAAUUUCCUCGCUCCCAAUCUCGGCUUCCGAGGCACAGCGCGGCGAUCGCGACUGGAGUGGCCCUCGACCCGCCAGCGGCCGCAAUCGUCGAGGUAUCGAAAGCGAUUAGAGUGCUCGGGGAGGGGGAGACGGAGGCGGAGUAGGCGGCGAUGGGGCGGCUGUUCCUGAUGCACCUGGACGGCAACGUCUACAGCUGCAAGCACUGCAAGACCCACCUCGGCCUCGCCGCCGACAUCAUCUCCAAGGCCUUCCACUGCAAGCACGGGAAGGCUUACCUCUUCAACAAGGUUUUGAAUGUGACUACUGGAGUAAAAGAAGAUCGCAUGAUGAUGACAGGGAUGCAUACUGUCUCUGAUAUCUUCUGUGUUGGCUGUGGUUCCAUUGUUGGAUGGAAAUAUGAGGCUGCACAUGAGAAGAGCCAGAGGUACAAGGAAGGAAAAUAUAUUCUGGAGAGGUGUAAGGUGUCGGGCCCUGACGGAAGCCAGUACUGGGUUACACAUGAUGCACAUUUCGGUGGAAGCGACGCUGAUGAUGUAUGAAGCACAGUUCAACGAGCUCAAGCUUGUUGUUCAUCCCCUGUAAAUAACCUGAGUGUUGUUGGUCUUUAGUUUGCUCGGGGAUUGCUCCCAUUGAAAGAAUCCCCGGCAUAAAUUGUUGUUCUAGGUGACCUGAUCACCCCUCCCACCUUCCCUGGAAGUUGUUGGGUAUUUCCGUCUGUCUGUAUAUGCAUGUAAUCUGUGUUGCUUAUAGCCUCUCAAGUUGUAUCCCGGGAAUGCCAAGCGCCGAUGACCAAAUAAAAGUUGUUUCUCAAGUGUA